Molecule: messenger RNA, 5092 nt
Organism: Hydractinia symbiolongicarpus
Lineage: Eukaryota; Metazoa; Cnidaria; Hydrozoa; Anthoathecata; Hydractiniidae
Product: angiotensin-converting enzyme 2-like
Exons: 6
Coding region: 363-4313 (1316 amino acids)
Biological process (GO): proteolysis
Cellular component (GO): membrane
Molecular function (GO): peptidyl-dipeptidase activity; metallopeptidase activity
Source: RefSeq, a predicted model, not a curated record
AAAUUAUACAGCUUGUGAGUUUUUAUCACACAGAUAGUGAGCAACUGGUUGCCCAUUGAGUUGUUUCCAUUUCUGUUCUUAGAAGCGUGCAAUAUCUGCAAAUUCAUGCCCAAUGAUAUAUUAAAAGGCUAUAAGCAGUUGAAUUUAAAAGUCUGGAAACUAAACGGAUAAUUAUUGUUUUCUUUUAUAAAGAGGUUGAGGUACAAUAUGGUGUACAGACAUGCAGUCGAGAAACUUAAUAUAAUAUGGUAAAUCAAAUUUAAAAAAGGAAAAAUGAUUAUUAAAAAUGAUUACAGAAAGUAUAAGAUGAAGUUAGAAACCCACAGUUUUUCGUAAACCAAUGAUAACAAAAACAUCUUGAAAUGUUUGGAAAUCAUAUUAACCUAUUCUCUUUGGUAUUGUUACAUGUUUGCUUGAUAACAGCCGAGUUUCCCAGCAAAUUGGCGUUGACGGAAGAUUACUAUGAAAGUCGUGGCAGUGCGUACUCCGAUGACUUGGACGAAGCAGGCAAGUUUUUAAAAAAGUUUGAUUCAAAGGCAGAUGAUCUGGUGUAUAAAAAUGGUCUGGUUAAUUGGGCGUAUGAGACAGACUUAACUGACAAACAUUUGGAAGAAACAGUCAACGAAGGACUAGAAGUUAGCGAAUUUUUCCUGCAAAGCAGUGAAAAUGCAUCACAGAUUAAAACUUUAGAUUUGCCUGAAAAAAUUCAUCGACAAAUUAGCUUGAUACGUCGCAGUGCAGAACCAACGUCGUAUCCAAUGCGCCGUGAAAUCAGAGAGACGAUUGGUAAAUUAACGAGCAUUUUUGGUAAAGGAAAAGUACGAAAAAAGUCGAAGAAUUAUACACUUAGUGAUUUAACUGAAAUAAUGAAAAAGUCAAAGAGUCGCAAGGAAUUGAAUUGGGCUUGGAAAAGUUGGAGAGAUAAAGUUGGACCCCCUAUGAAGGUCUUGUAUAGCAAUCUAGUCGACUUGUUAAAUGUUGGAUCCAGAGAGCACGGUUGGAUCGACUAUGGUGACUUUUUACGCUCUGAUUACGAAAUGGGCGAUGACUUUGAACUAAGUUUGGAUCGCGUUUGGAAAGAAGUUGAGCCUCUAUACAAGGAAUUGCAUGCCUACGUUAGAUAUCAUUUAUCAAAACAAUACAAAACCGGUAAAAACGGAUGUAUUCCGGCUAAUUUACUAGGCGAUAUGUUUGCACAAAACUGGGAGAAUAUAUUCAACACAGUAAAGCCAUCAAAGUCAUCUAAAGCUUUUGACGUUUCUAACGAACUCAAAAAACAAAAUUAUACAGUAAACGGUAUUUUUCGAUUAGCCGAACAGUUCUUUGUCUCUUUGGGUUUGGAAAAAAUGCCAGCUAGUUUUUGGAAAAAGUCUGUUCUGGAGAAACCAAAGUCUAAAGAUAUGGUGUGUCACCCUUCAGCGUGGGAUGUUAGCAACACAGACGUAAGGAUAAAAAUGUGUACAAAAAUCAACCAAGAGGACUUGACCACAGUUCAUCAUGAAAUGGGACACAUUGAAUACUUUUUAGCGUAUAAAAACCAACCUAAUAUGUUUCGUGCUGGAGCUAACCCUGGUUUUCACGAAGCCAUAGGUGACACAAUAUCGCUGUCUGUUGAAACAACCAACUAUCUACAUCAAGUGAAAUUAACAGAUUCGCCAACUUUAGGAAAAGAUGACACGAUUAGCUUUUUGCUCAAUCAAGCUCUCCGUCGUCUCGCGCCUAUACCUUACAAUCUACUAGUCGAUAAAUGGAGAUGGAGAGUGUACGAAGGAAAUAUCACAGAAAAUAGCUAUAACAAAGAAUGGUGGAAAAUGCGGGUUAAAUAUCAAGGCGUUGAACCGCCUGUAACUAGACCAGCAAAUGCUUUUGAUCCCGCAUCUAAAUACCACAUCGGUGCAAACGUCCCUUACAUUGCAUAUUUCGUCAGCUAUAUUUUGCAAUUUCAACUUCAUAAAGCAUUCUGCAAAGAAGCUGGUUUUAAUGGUCCUCUUCACGCUUGUUCUAUUUAUAAAUCCAAAGAAGCCGGGAAAAAGUUAAAAACAAUGCUUGAAGCUGGAAGAAGCAAACCAUGGCCGAAAAUAUUAAAAGAGGCGAUUGGUGAAAACGAACUAAAAGCGACGGCCAUCUUAGAAUAUUUUUCACCUUUACGUGAUUGGUUGAACCAACAAAGAGAAAAUAAAAAGUAUCCAAUAGGAUGGAAGGAGCAGAUGUCAACUCAGGUUCUGCAGAAGAAGACGAAAAAAUACGAAGCUGGCCAAGAACGAUCAGGCAUUCUAAAAACCAACAGCGGCGAUGUCUCGUUAUCCAUUAAUAUCCCAUCUGUUACUUUAAAUGAAUUACUGAAAAAGACAACAAAUUCAGAUCAAACGCAAGAAGCAAUUGAUAUAAAAAAUAACACAAAUCUGUCUCCUCAAACAAAAAAGAAAAAUGUUACAGAGAACCCAACAAUUGAUUUAGGGAAAUUACUUAACUCAGCCAAAUCAUUAUCUAUUAAAUCAUCAGAAACAACAGCUUCACAAAGUGAAGAGGGAAAAGCUAAGAUAACCAACAAAGAAAUCGAUAUCAAUUCAGAUGCAGCUAAACAGAAAUCAAAGGGUGGUAGUACUCAAAGUAAGGCCGACCCUGCAAUGGGUGCAGCCUCAAUUGGUGCCACAUUGCAAAAAGCCAUUGAUGGUAUUGCAAAUAAAUCUACUGGUAUUACAUCACAUGAAGAAUCGUCGUUAGCUCCUUCUAACGAGGACCCAAAAACACUUCCUGUCUUGUCUUUACCCCUUGCUGUGAAAGAUCAACCAAAAGCAGAUUUUCCUUCUACGGUGGUGACUGAAAAGGAACCAAAGGAAAACCCAUCAGUAGCUGGAGUUGCCAAAAAUCCAGUAAACCCUGUAACCGCUGCUGUUCAGGAAGAACCAAAACCAAACCCUGUGCCAAGUAAUCAAAUUGCUUUAGUGCCUGUCUCUCUACCAGCUAAUCUAAUAUCUGCACUAAAAUCUGCAUUAAAUGGCACUUCGGAUGUAGAUCUCAGCAAAAUACAGAGUGCUGCGACGAAUACUAGUAAAGUAGAAAAUGAAGCAUCGCAGCCUUCAGAACUAAAAGGUAGUGAUAAGACAGGAAAUGGUAAACAAUUUGCAAACCUAUUAUUAAACAUUGAAAACAACUCCGCCUUGAUGCCACCUCAGGAAACAGCUCAAGCGCUAACAAACAAAAGUACAACAGAGGAGGAAAUGACACCUGCACUGAGUAAUGCAACGAUAACAAAGAAUGGAAAACAAUCUAUUUAUCCUAUUAUAAUAACACCGCAAGAAGAUUCUCAACUAGUUGAUUCGAAAAAUACGACUGAACCAAAGGUAACAUCAAUGGAUAAUUCAUCUGCAGUACCUAAUCAUGAAGUUGAUAGCUUCAGAACCACGCAGGAUGUGACUCCAUGUAAACGGGAAGAUGGAUCACCAUGCAUGCAAAGUAAGAUAGUAACUGAAGGGAAUUCAUUUCCUGUUCAAAAGACUGGUGUAGAUAAAUCAAAGCAAACGGUAUCUGUGUCUCCAUCAUUGCUUAUUGAAAAAUUGUUGGAACACCAUGUAGCAGAAAAUAGCGCACCAGAGCCAGUUAUAAAUGCUGUACCAACUGAUCUUAAGAAAAAUACUUCUUCAGCACGUAGUGAGCCGUUUAAAGCAGGUGAUGAGAAAACUUCCAAUGAGCUUGAUUUUAAUAAACUGAUAAAAGCAUUAACAGCGUCUUCUGUAGCAGGGAAUACUACUUCCUUACAGAACCAAACAAACCAGACAACCAUGACAAGAAAUGCAGAUGAAAAGAACUCGUUGGAAUUUCUUUCAUCUUUAUCACAGCAAAACAAUAAUGCAAAUUUCGACAACAGUACUAAAACUGAACGGAAUAUCGCCACUCCAAGUUGCAGCGAAUUAAAAAGGCGACAUAUAAGUUUAUCCUUUAAUUGCGAAGAAAAACCAAGCAAUAGGAAUCACAAAGGAGGUUCAUUAUCAAUCUCUCCAUCGGAGUUGAUACAAAGACUGUUAGAUAGUAAAUCAAAGAAUGAAGUAAGUCGAAAAACAAUACCUUCAGCACGUGUUGUGAAAACACCAAAUGGUUUUCAAUUAAACUUUGAUUUAAAUACCAAGGAUAAAAUUCCUUCAGAAAGUGGUGACACCAAAUCUGCACCAAUAGGAAGACAACAGCACGUAAAUGUGUUCAACACGCCUAAAGGAAUGGUUGUCAAACCGAAAUCUUCAUUGCAGCUGUUAACACCUUUGUUUGUCCCAAUACAAAAUAAGGACAACAUCGAGCUGGGAAAUAAAGAAGGAUGAUAUGAACGUGACAUUAUAGUAACAGUAAAUAAAUAAGGAAAAAAGUUAAGCAAACAAAGAGUUAUCUUUUCGCAGAUCUUUAGCUUCGUGUUAGAUCAUAUAACAGCUUAAUGUGAUGGUAAUACAUUACCUAAGCAUUUUUUAAGAAGAUGAUAAACAUGGAAAAAAUUUAACAUAAGAAAAAAAAUAAACUUUAUUGUAGAUACUUAUACAUAACCAUUUAUUUUUACAAUGAAAUAAUUCAGUUACAUUUUAUUUAUUUUAUUGUUUUUUCUUUUCUAUCAAAUUUCCACCGACGUUAUAAAAACAACUUAGCAAGGUAAACCUGUUAUAUAUUUUAAUAAACAUUUUUGUUAGAAGUGUUUUUGUAAGAUGUACUUGAAAUUGAGGUAAUGGUACAAGAUACUCGACAUCUGAUGCGAGUUUCGGUAUCAAGAUUCCACAGUGCACAACUAUUAAUUUUUUUUUAAGAACUGGCAAAGAAUCCAGGGCUACAUACAAGAAAAAAUGCGACAGAAAACUGUGAUAUGUUUUACUAUUUGAUGUAAAUGGACAUUUCUUUCUUCAGACAGGAAGGCAGGCGGCGUAUGGAUGGUUAUAUUAAAGUCUACGUCUUUAAAUGGUUCUUAGAAAAUUUUGGAACAAACACAGAGAAACAACGUCCACUAACGUUUAGCUGCAUUUGAGAGUAUGUUCUAGCCGGUUGUUUUCGUGCGGAAUGAAUGCGUACAUUUUUAUUGUAGUUUUUAUUCACAGUAAAAUUUGUUUCUUUGCUCAAA